Clupea harengus (Atlantic herring) is the source of this 1559-nucleotide messenger RNA. Its product is annotated as DNA-binding protein inhibitor ID-2-like. Gene Ontology annotation, cellular component: cytoplasm; nucleus. Lineage: Eukaryota; Metazoa; Chordata; Actinopteri; Clupeiformes; Clupeidae. Gene Ontology annotation, biological process: negative regulation of transcription by RNA polymerase II; circadian regulation of gene expression; cell differentiation. Gene Ontology annotation, molecular function: transcription regulator activity; protein dimerization activity. The record is from RefSeq and is a predicted model, not a curated record.
UAAUCUAAUCCCAUCAGAGUAAGCUCAAUGUUAAUGACAUGUUUUUAACUGGUUAUCACAAUGUGGUCAACAUUGUUAAAAAAAAAAAAAAAAACAUUUUACAGAGAUAAUGAUGCAUUGGCAAGUUGAAGGCAUUAGGCCUAUCGUGUAUUUAAAUUUCAUGUUCACUGGCCUUGAGGCAUUUUUAGACCUGGACCAUGUCAAAACAGAGCACAAUGAAUUGUGGAACUUUUAAGCCUUAGAAUGCGUCCGUGGAGUCGUAGGCUGAUCGUCUACUAUGCUUAACAUAAAAAACACAACACAAGCUAAACAAGGGACUUGGAGCCUGGUUUAGCGCGGAUGAUAACCCUCAUUCCCUCACAUCUGUGUGCCCACACACUACCACGCCGCUGGUGAAAAAUGCGGAAGGUGUGGAUGGGAGUGGUUCAACCUUUACACCAAUGAUCAUAUGCGUAGCCAACGAUUGACAAUGCAGUGGCAACCAAUCGAGUCUCACAUCUGACCUGCGCAUCAAGCCCCAUUCGGUUGCUAUAUAAACGCAGCGUAACGUUCUUACAUUAGGAUUAUUUGUUGCGGGAGAGAGGGACCCACUGCGACACGGUAUCAUUCACUCGGUUGAUUAAACAUUAUGAAGGCGAUAACUCCAGUUACGUCUUUGCGGAGGACUACCCCUCUUUUAUCGGAUCACAGCGCCGCAAUCUCUCGGAACAAGACCACCAUGGAUGAUGCCCUCAGCUUGCUUUACAACAUGAACGACUGCUACACUAAGCUGAAGGAGCUGGUGCCCAGUCUGCCCCAGAACAAGAGCGUCAGUAAGAUGGAGAUCCUUCAGCACGUCAUUGACUACAUCUUGGAUCUUCAGAUUGCACUGGACUCCAGCUCCAGCGCGCUGGUGAGCCGACAGCCGAAGCCGCAACAGCAGCAGCAGCACCAGCAGCACCAGCAGAGGCAAGAGAUGUCGACCACCAGGACCCCACUUACCAACACUGAAGUCAGCAUCAUCUCAAUACAGUCCAAGGAACUUUCCACAGAAGUUACCACCGAUGAGAGUCGAGCGCUCUUUCGCUGAGGGGUGUGAGGUUUAGACGAAGAAAACAGGACCUAUUUCUGUUUUUCUUUGUCCGUUUCCUUCGUUUUAUGCCUGGAAUUCGUCUGAGCUGACAAGGAUUUCCUCAAGACCGGCGAUAAAGACAUUCUAUGUGGUGUGUGGUAUUUAUCUACGGACCUGAUAUUCUUUCUUCCAAAGGAAGAUCUCUCUCGUUUUUCACACAACAGAAGCAAAUGAAUCGACUAGGAGAGGAGAAAAGAAAAAACGAGCCUGUAAAAGCAGCUCUUGUCUUUUUUUGUUAAGACAGAGCUGGAAGAGUCCACGAGUUUGCGAAAUUAUCUCCAUAUCUCUAUAACCAUGAUGAGCAGAGACGUAAACAGACCCUGAACGUGCAUGUUCGAAGAUUGUUGUCAUUUGCAUAAAACACAGUGGUGUUUAUUACGUUGCAAAUUUUUAGAAUGGACAUUGUAAAUGGCACUUUUAUACUAAAUAAAUUAAAUAUUAGAGGUUA